Entrophospora sp. SA101 is the source of this 759-nucleotide messenger RNA. The record is from the annotation of a GenBank genome assembly. NCBI's taxonomy places the organism in Eukaryota, Fungi, Glomeromycota, Glomeromycetes, Entrophosporales, Entrophosporaceae.
AUGUAUUUGGCAGCUGAUACAGAUCCUUCUGUUAAAAAUGGAGCAGAAUUGUUAGAUAGAUUGAUCAAAGAUCUUGUUGCGGAACAUGCGAUAACAUAUGUUUCUUCUUUUGCUGUUCAUCCUUUUACAACAGUCAACACUACUGAUUCAACACCGGAUAUUACAUCUAUUCCUCAAACAACUGCAUUCUCAUUGCCAAAAUUCAUUCCAUUACUUUCAGAACGCAUACAUGUAAUGGAUCCUUUCACGCGCAACUUUUUAGUUUCGUGGAUAAAAGUGUUAGAUUCGAUUCCUGAUUUGGAAUUGGUUUCCUUUCUUCCUGAUUUUUUGAAUGGUCUACUGCAAUUUUUAAGUGAUCCAAAUAAAGAUAUAAGGUAUGCGACAUCUAACAUCCUAGCAAAUUUUUUGGCUGAAAUCUGUGAUGCUGCUACAAUUAAUGAACAACAAAAAAAAUAUGCUAUUAAAAAAUAUUAUAUUGAGCAACAAAAACAAUUAACUGCUACUAUUUCUGAAGUUACUACAACCAAUGAGGCAGGCGAUGAUGGCUUAAUUGGUGGUGGUGAUUAUGGUGACGGUGAUGUUUCCCAUAAUGCUAUUAGUAAAUUAUUAUUAGUUGAUGAUAAUGGUAAUUUAAAAUGGGAUUUCGAUGAUGCAGAAGGUAGAGGAAAAGGAUCUUGGGUCCCGGGCCAAGGUGUUGUCAUUGAUUACACUAGAAUAGUACAAAUUUUGAUGCCACAUUUAUCUUCACACGGUAAAUAG